UGAGGAAGACAACAAAGUCAGGGAACACGUGGCCAUCCAGUGGUUUAGUGUAUUUAAAUUAUCGUGAAUUAAAUCCCUUUGUAAUAUUGGUUGAAAAUUAAAUAAAUGUUUCUGUCUAAGGAUCAGACCGACAAAACCAAUGUUACUUGCAUAAGGAAUAGAACAGAUGUUAUAUAUAACUUCAAAGUCUCCUUUUUCGCUAUGGGCCUACUGCCCAAUUUCCCAUGGAAUUUCCUUGAUAGGGAGCUCGAGAACGACAGCUCAUCAGAAAUUAUUCUAGACAUUCUAAAGCAGACAUGCCUUCAUCCAAUGUGCUGUAAACAUCCUCCCUCAGUUAGAUACAGGAGACUGUUUCUGUCUCAGCUCAUCAAAAUGCAUGAAGCCAGUGAGAGUGAGCCCCUGGAUGAGCUCUAUGAUGCACUGGGUGAAGUCCUGGGGGUAGAGGAGGGGACAGAGUGUUACAAGAGCUAUUUACUGCCGUGUGGAGAAGCAGUGAGUCUAUCAGAGAGUACAGCUGUGAUCUCUGAAGGAACUACAGGCCUGGUCACAUGGGAGGCUGCCCUCUAUCUAGCUGAAUGGGCUCUGGAGAACACACACAUCUUCACUGGCAGGACAGUCCUAGAGCUGGGCAGUGGUGUAGGGUUCACCGGUAUAGCAGUGUGUAGGUCCUGCAGUCCCACCAGGUACGUGUUCAGUGACUGUCACCUCAGCGUUCUACAUAGACUGAGGGACAACGUCCAGCUCAAUGGGCUGGACAACCAGAACUCUCCCAGAGUGUCGGUGAGUGUGGAGGAUCUGGACUGGGAUGCGGUGACAGAGAAGCAGCUCAGAGAGAUCGGAGCCACCACGGUCAUCGCUGCAGAAAGUUCUGGAAUACAACAUGACUUCAUGACAGGACCAGUGACCCGUGUGUUCCUUUACAACAGACAAGCCACCAUAGAGAUUAUCAAACUCUACAUAUAAUAUCUGCAUCCCAAGACGAUACGACACCAAGCCAGACAUUUAUUACAG
Messenger RNA from Coregonus clupeaformis (lake whitefish), 1011 nucleotides. Its product is annotated as protein-lysine N-methyltransferase EEF2KMT-like. Lineage: Eukaryota; Metazoa; Chordata; Actinopteri; Salmoniformes; Salmonidae. The transcript has 7 exons. The record is from RefSeq and is a predicted model, not a curated record. Bases 106 to 963 code for a protein of 285 amino acids.